This is a messenger RNA of Corylus avellana, 739 nucleotides long. NCBI's taxonomy places the organism in Eukaryota, Viridiplantae, Streptophyta, Magnoliopsida, Fagales, Betulaceae. The record is from RefSeq and is a predicted model, not a curated record.
UGAAGGUGGGAGCAUGUUUCAAUCUCUAUAUAACCUCCCCACCUCCAUGCCAUGUUCUCAACUAAUAUCCUCUGUUGUUGACAUCUUUUUCAUCAUAUCAAUGGCUCAACUUAGCCGUUCUCUGCUGCUCAUCACCCAUUUCUCUCUCUUCUUCAUCUCGUGCAUGGUCGAACCGGCCUUUACUCGACCCUCUCGAUCAAGGGCGUACAUCGAGGCGUCGUGUCGUGCCACCCGUUAUCCGGCUCUUUGUGUCCAAUACCUCUCCAGCUACGCCAACGCCAACGACACCAUACAGAGCCCGAAACAAUUGGCUCAAAUAGCCUUGUCCGUCAGCCUCUACCGUGCCUGGCACACAAGGGCAUACAUGUUGGAAGUGGAGAAGGAGCUUGAGGCAAGCAAGGACGUGGAUUACCAAGCUGUGAAAGAUUGCUUGGCACAAAUCAGUGACAGUGUAAACCAGCUCAGCCAGUCUAUCCGAGAGCUCCAUCACCUCGGCCACGAACCCGUGGGAGACGACUUCUUCUGGCAUAUUAGUAACGUUGAGACAUGGGUUAGUGCUGCCCUAACGGACGCCAGCUUCUGUCUCGAUGAGUUACCGGGGCGCAACAUCGGAAAGUUGAAGGCCACGAUUAAGGGAAAGGUCUUGAAUGUGGCGCAGGCCACUUGCAAUGCCUUGGCCUUGUUUCACCGAUAUGCUGCAAAGUACUAUAAAGCAGCCAGUGUCACCAAGAAGCCCUAA